AUGCACGUUCUCGUGACAGCAUGCCUUGCCGCAAUGGCCCACGCAAACAUUUUGACGUUUGACACGCUCCCGGUGAAUGCGGCGGGCGCGUGGUUCGGGUCAGGGCCCAUGCAGGCCAAGUAUGCUUGCUCCGACCCAAGUACCUCGUCCGGCUUGGAGGAGUGCCUCUCGGUCCUGCUGGCACCAAACGGCUGGCCGGACAGCUACUUGAAGCUCGGAGGAAGUCAGUCAGGGAACAUUGUGUUUCUCGCUGCACCGACCGGAGGCAUGGGGGGCAUGGACGACCUCGUCGAUGGUGUGGCCGGGAGCGCUUGGGAUGGCUUCUUAGUUGCCACGGACUUUGCUCUGCCCUGGGCUCCGACCGUCAGCGCAAUACAAAUGAUGUUGUCGCAGCUGAUCGUUAGCAACGGGUUCUCGGCAAGGAUUGAUGACGACGGAUGCCUCGGGCCCGUCAACAAUACUCCAGGCUUCGAUGCCACGACCCUUGCAGAGAAGUGCCCAGGCGUGAAGAAUCUCACCAGUGGAAUGUACAAGUACACGUUCUUCGCCUACCAGGACUCGCGCGGCACCGAUUGCGACAACUGCACCCUCACUUUCCGGAACAGGAUCGAUGUUGGAAUUUUCACCAACAUCACCAUUAACUCGGACCAGACACUCGACACCAUCGGGGCUGCGCCUGUCUCGAAGAUACGUUUCGAGGCCAACUCGAGCAUGCAACUCGAAAUCGAGCUUCCGACCCUGGUCACCAGCGGCCGAAAGGAUUCCCAGAAGUCAGACCCCUCAGGGGCCACCGUGACGGUCACAAAGAUCACCGACACGUCCUUCUACCUGGAUUUUGCUAUGGCAGCUCCGGGUCCAGACAAUAUUGCCUUCUACGACCCUGCAGUGACGGGAUCAGGCCCAGCAGGCCCUGGCGGCUCCAGCGUAUCGGCUGGGCUCGCCUCGGGUCCUCUCUGGGCCCUUGUUGCGUUCCUUCUGUCCUUCUUGCCUUAG
Molecule: messenger RNA, 993 nt
Organism: Symbiodinium natans
Lineage: Eukaryota; Dinophyceae; Suessiales; Symbiodiniaceae
Source: the annotation of a GenBank genome assembly